GUCUCCUCUGUCCAGAUAAGGCAGCCCCAUGACGGGGUGUGCUUGCCAGAGAGCAGACUCAGUGAGUAGGGGCAGGGGUGUGGGUGAUGGCAGCCGAGUUUGGAGACCCCUGGGGAUCCGAGGAGGAGGAAGCAGUGGAUCCCAGAGAAGAGACCCUGGAGACAAUGGGGAGGGGCCUGGAGCUACCAAUGCCAGGAAAGGUGCGGAAACACCAGCACAAACACAGCGUGAAGCACAGAUACGAGGUCCUGGGGACCCUGGGGAGAGGCACCUACGGCAAAGUGAAGCAAGCUACCGAGAGAGGAACAAACAGGAUGGUUGCCAUCAAGUCGAUCAGGAAAGACAAAAUCACAGAUGAGCUGGACCAAGUGCAUCUCCAGCGUGAGAUUGAAAUCCUGGCCCUGCUCAAGCACCCCAACAUUGUCCAGGUUUUUGAAGUCUUUGAGAACCGAGAUAAACUCAUCCUCGUCAUGGAGUACGCCAGUAAUGGAGAACUCUAUGACUACAUCAACAACCGGGGCCAGAUUUCGGAGAACGAGGCUCGAGGCUUCUUCCGCCAGAUUGUUUCAGCUGUUCACUAUUGCCAUAAGAAAGGUGUUGUUCACCGUGAUCUCAAAUUAGAGAAUAUCCUUCUGGAUGAGAAGCUGAAUGUGAAGUUGGCAGAUUUUGGACUUUCCAACAAAUAUAGCCAGGACCAGAUGAUGGAGACAUACUGUGGAAGCCCCCUCUAUGCAUCCCCAGAAAUUGUGAAGGGGCUCCCCUAUCAAGGACCCGAGGUGGACUGUUGGGCACUGGGAGUUCUGCUGUAUGCCCUUGUGUAUGGCAACAUGCCAUUUGACAGCAACAACUACAAGGUACUGACAGAGCAGAUUGGCAGGGGAGACUACAGGAAACCUCCGCAUGUUUCGGGGGCCUGUGGCCUGAUUGACUGGUUGCUGACCGUGCACGCCAAAGGCAGAGCAACCAUUGAAAAUGUGGCCAACCACUGGUGGGUGAACUGGGGCUAUGGCUUGGUGGUGUGUGACUGUGAGCCCUCCCCAGAAUGCCAGUCCCCACUGUUGGCCCGCUAUAUCGACGGGCAGAACGGCUUCCCCGAGGGCAAUUUCAGCCCAGGACCGACCUCUGGGGAAGGAAAACCUGGGGGUAACUACAAGGCCUGCCUGAGAAAGUCCAAGAAGGAGAAUGAUAUCCAGCGGCCCCAACAGGACCCAGCCUCUCAGGGCCCCGGCAGAAAGCCCAAGGGCAUUCUCAAAAAGAGGAGUAGUUUGGAUAGCACCUUCUUCCCCAGCCCCUCCUCGUCCCCCAACCUCGCCGAGUCCGAGGACGGAGUUCAUCCAGGACUACACCUCCUGGUAGUCCCUGAUCUCAGCCAACCUGAAACCCGCCUGGAGCCCCCUAAGAUGCCCAAGAAAGGGAUCUUGAAACAGUUCUAUCAGAGGGAAUCCGGCUACUCUUCAUCUCCUGAGAGAGGGGCUGCCUCAGGGGGCCCAGGAAGGGAAGGCCAUACCUCAGGCCACACAGCCAGGUCAGAAAGAGGGGUCCAGAGGCAGAAAGGGAUCCUGAAGCAGAAUGGAAGAUUUUCCACGAGUUUGGACCUGCCGCUAGACUGCUCCUCCUUGAGACUCUCUGACUCCCUGGAGGCCCUAAUUCUUGCAGGAGACGGGCAGUCCAGCCACCCGAGCCGACCUCCGAGUGUCAUCAGCGAUGACAGCUUCCUCUCUGGCGAUUCCUUCGACUUCACGGACGUGGCCACUGGGCCCAAAGGUUCCUUCCUGACCAUCAUGAGUGGCCGGGCCCUGGGCUUGAGCUCUGCUCCCAAGGAGGACCUCAACAGCCCAGACACCGUUUGCCAUAAUGCUCCUUCACGCCGAGGACCCCUGGAAAGCCUAGUUUUGGAGGGGCUCGGUGGUGCCCAGAGCGGCAGCUGACUUCCACUGCUGGCUCCGUGCCUCCUGGGAAAGGCACUGACUGGGACCCCAACCAGUCACAUAGCAUCUCUCCUGGUGUUUGAAAAUACUCCUCUGUUUUCCCAAUUCAGAGUUACUGAGUGAGGUCAUUAAGUUUGUGGUGAUCGUGUGGAGAAGAUACCUGCAGGAGUCGGCCAAAGAGCUGCUGAACAAAUGGAAAAGGGGGUUGACUAUUUUGGAGGCUGCCUAGAUUAAUUACAUGUCUUGCAUUCCAUUGGCGUGGCUCACUGAGUGUUUCUCAGACACCAUCUGAGUAGGAAGACCGUCCUAAUGGAGGCUUAAUUACCACCCAGGAGAGUGGUGUUCUCCUCACAGCCAUCUUUAUAUUGAAGUUUGCUGAAAGGCCAUUACCGCAGACUGUCUUGUUCAGAAUAACAUCAAGCCUCUGAGUGCCUGGGCGAAAACUACCCACUGGGAACUCAUUUAGCAUACAGUAACCAGCUCAUUAAAAUCUGAAUGGAACUCUGAUUGUUCCAGUCAC
Messenger RNA from Tachyglossus aculeatus (Australian echidna), 2448 nucleotides. RefSeq names its product NUAK family SNF1-like kinase 1. The transcript is spliced from 7 exons. Gene Ontology annotation, cellular component: cytoplasm. Gene Ontology annotation, molecular function: protein serine/threonine kinase activity; ATP binding; tau-protein kinase activity. Bases 87 to 1928 code for a protein of 613 amino acids. NCBI's taxonomy places the organism in Eukaryota, Metazoa, Chordata, Mammalia, Monotremata, Tachyglossidae. Gene Ontology annotation, biological process: microtubule cytoskeleton organization; protein phosphorylation; intracellular signal transduction. The record is from RefSeq and is a predicted model, not a curated record.